GCAGAAAGCAAACCCGAUCCUUUCCCUCUUUCUAGGGAGGGAUACAACAAUCCCCAGGUGUCUGGUGAGAACCUGAUUGGCCUCAGCAGGGCCCGUCGCCCGCACAACGCUAUCUUUGUGAACUUUGAUGAUGAAGAAAUCCCAACUAAACCCCUGGAUGCUGCCGUACAGACCUGGAAGAAAGUGUGCACCAAUCCUGUGGAUAAAAAGGUGGAGGAAGAGCUGAGGAAGCUCUUUGAAGUCCGUCCUGUCUGGUCUCGGAAUGCAGUAAAAGCCAAUAUCAGUGUCCAUCCAGACAAGCUGAAACUUCUGUUGCCGUAUUUGGCCUAUUACAUGUUAACAGGUCCUUGGAGAAGCUUAUGGGUUAGGUUUGGGUAUGACCCCAGAAAACACCCUGAAGCAAAGAUUUAUCAAGUACUGGACUUCCGAAUUCGCUGUGGAAUGAAAUAUGGUUACGCCCCGAAUGAUAUGCCCGUGAAAGCAAAACGCAGCACGUAUAACUACAGUCUGCCCAUCACUGUGAAGAAGCCAGUAAGUCAUACAGUCAGUGUACAUGAUCUGAAACAGGGGCUUGGUACGUCCGGUGCAUCCGGUGCAAAAAAGCCUGCCUCCAGCAGGUAUAAACUGAAGGAAUCCAUCUACAUUUUUCGAGAAGGAGCCUUACCCCCUUAUCGGCAGAUGUUCUACCAGCUCUGUGACUUGAAUGUGGAAAGCCUACAGAAAAUCAUCCGUCGGAAUGAUGGCACAGAGUCAGAAUGCACAGAGCGGGAUGGAUGGUGCCUUCCAAAGACCAGUGAUGAUCUGCGAGAUACCAUGUCUCUGAUGAUAAAGCAGAUAAUCAGAUCCACAAGACCUGCUCUUUUCUCAAGUAAAACAAGCAGUGAAGAUGGCAAAGAGCAGCUGGCAUAUGAGUCUGGCGAGGACGAGGAUGAGGAGGAGGAGGAGGAAGAGGACUUCAAGCCUUCUGAUGGGAGUGAAAAUGAAAUGGAGACAGAAAUUCUGGACUAUGUGUGA
Fulmarus glacialis (Northern fulmar) is the source of this 1014-nucleotide messenger RNA. RefSeq names its product general transcription factor IIIC, polypeptide 5, 63kDa (gene GTF3C5). The transcript has 8 exons. Lineage: Eukaryota; Metazoa; Chordata; Aves; Procellariiformes; Procellariidae. Gene Ontology annotation, cellular component: transcription factor TFIIIC complex. The record is from RefSeq and is a predicted model, not a curated record. The annotation marks the transcript as partial. Gene Ontology annotation, biological process: transcription initiation at RNA polymerase III promoter.